GAUUCCUAUAUUUUGACGAAAUUAAUUAAUUAUCAUACCUCGUGAAUCUUCUUGCGGUCAGCCUUGGGAAUCAGCAUCUUGGCGGUUUGUUAUGUUGCAAGAUGUUGAACAAGGUGGGUAGACGUGAUUGAUUUGGGAGACGACAGGCUGAUACUUUUGCGAUGAAUUGAAGUUAGGGAAAUUCUGGUUGUGCGCAAAAACCCUAUGGUGGAGCAGGAAGCGAACUAGGAAUUUCGUGGGGCUAUGUGGCUAGGGUGCAUUUAUGCACUCGUGCACGGACUCAUUCAAACUUUUAAGUGUGGCUCAGAAUUUAAAUCUCAGCAUCUGAUAAGGUCCACUUUAACCGUCCAGCCAUCUAGAACGCUCAAUCCGUCACCUAGGCAAUUGCCAUCUUUUAUAAAUCUUAACUCCAGACUUUUUGCCUCACAACAUUUCAACGUCAACACCCGUCCGCAUAGAGGCAUCUCGGAUUUCUCCAUCUCAUCGUGCGAGGUAGUAAUCAUGGCGCCCAAAAAUAUCAACGUCUUUGUUACGACCUUCUCAGGCUUAGGCCUACCUCCUACUCUAUCAUUCCCCGUUCCGCCGACUACUACUUUCUCCGACCUCCACGAUCGCAUUGAGGAUCGAUUACCUCAAACAGACACACGACUCAUCUUGACCACUCUUUCAAACAAGCAGCUCCUCCACAGCUCUAAUGAACUAAUAUCUAACCUCUGCAACGGCGAUGAUUCCUUUGUCUCUCUCCGAUUAUCAGUUCCGCUAUGCGGUGGCAAAGGUGGUUUCGGCUCCCAGCUUCGAGCUGCUGGUGGCCGAAUGUCCUCAAAGAAGAAGAAGAACCGCGGCGAUGAGAACGGAUCUAGCAGAAACCUCGAUGGACGUCGACUGCGCACAGUCAACGAAGCUAAGGCGUUAGCCGAGUACCUGGCAAUCAAGCCUGAGAUGGAACAGAAGGAGAAGGAGAAGCGACGCGCACGAUGGCAGCAGAUCGUCGACCUUGCAGACGAGAAAGAGCACGAAAUUAAGAACAGCACGAAGGGUCGCCUAGAUGGCAAGUGGGUUGAGGACAAAGAAGAGGCUGCUGAGCGAACGCGCGAGGCGGUUCUAGCCGCUAUGAAGGCAGGAAACUACAAGGACAACCUUCUCGGCACAUCGCAUGGCUCGACCUCUACAGAGUCCAUGAAAGAAGACUCUUCUAGUGAGGAAGAUGAAUCCGAGGAGGCUAGCGACUCUAAAGCCACCAAGUCAGCGACAAAAACGACAUCAAAAAAGCCAGCUUCGGGAGUAUUCGCUGGUUUUGAUGAAGAUGAUGAAUUCAUGAGUUCCUCGGAUGAGGAUGAGAAGUAGGAGGAAAGCAAAUAAGACAGCACUACACCCACACUGUUAAUGAUACCCACGAAGACAUGAUUCGAUAGAGGCUCAUGUCUAAAACACGCACCCCCUCGAAACAUCGCUUUUCCUCCAUUGGAUGUAAUUCCAGUACGACUAUCUCAGGAAUUUGGCCAACGAGGGUAUUUGCAUACGCAUCGGUUCGUAACCCCUACAUUCGCAACUGUAUGGAAGGAAAGGACAAUUUUUGAAAGGAUGAGUUCAAGUUGUGAGCUAUGGGAUGUUCGAUGGAGGCAUUCAAAUUGAUACGGUUCGCAUGGAGUUUGGCCUUUGAGGAGGACACUACCUUGAUGGGAUCGCAAUCGACAGACAUCUUGUAGUCUUGAGUUCGUAACUAGGCUACGAAGAAUAUAACGUCGACAUUUAUGACGCAAAGGGGCCGAUACUACGAUCUGGCAAGGAAAGGCAUACCGGAAAGGCAAGGAGACCUUAGCCAGUCUCAGUGUUAGUUCCCCCGUCUACGAAAUUGCCAUGUUGUCCUUGCCUUCUGUUGACUAGGGCUAGGGAUGAUAGGUACUUUAGGGAAUGAAUAAGACCAAUGAACCCAAAUAUGAAGCAAGAUUAAAGACUGAUGUGACGUCUAAGUUCGUUGAAUUU
This is a messenger RNA of Annulohypoxylon truncatum, 1983 nucleotides long. Its product is annotated as telomere stability and silencing-domain-containing protein. Lineage: Eukaryota; Fungi; Ascomycota; Sordariomycetes; Xylariales; Hypoxylaceae. The coding region runs from base 244 to 1344 and encodes 366 amino acids. Gene Ontology annotation, cellular component: nucleus. The record is from RefSeq and is a predicted model, not a curated record. The transcript has 2 exons.